GUGGCGGAGUUGGCGGGGGAAGAUGUCGGGCUGCGAGGCUCGCGACGCCAAGAAGCUGGUGCGCUCGCCCAGCGGGCUGCGCAUGGUGCCCGAGCACCGCUCUGCCCGCAGCCCCUUCGGCUUGGACGAGCCGCCCUGGGUGCCCGACAAGGAGUGCCCAAGAUGUAUGCAGUGUGAUACAAAAUUUGACUUCAUAACUAGAAAGCAUCACUGUCGAAGAUGUGGAAAGUGCUUCUGCGACAAAUGCUGCAGUAAAAAAGUGCCUCUGCCUCGCAUGUGCUUUGUGGACCCUGUGCGCCAGUGUGCUGAAUGUGCCCUCAUCUCUCAAAAAGAAACAGAGUUUUAUGACAAACAGCUUAAAGUGCUCAUGAAUGGUGCUACAUUCUUUGUAACUCUGGGAACAUCAGAUAAAUCUGAGCUAAUGGUAUGUCGACUGUCCAACAAUCAGAGAUACCUGGUUUUGGAUGGAGACAGCCACUAUGAAAUUGAAAUUGUACAGAUUUCAACUGUUCAGAUACUUACGGAGGGAUUUACUCCUGGAGAAAAAGAUAUUCACACUUACACCAGCCUUCUGGAGAGCCAGCAUAUUACUGAAGGAGGUAAUACUCGUGCCAUAGGUAUGAUUCUGCAGUAUAAGGUACCAGGAUCAGAAGAGCUUGCACAGAUGAAAUUCACGGCUAGUGAAGACUUCAGCUGUAACAAGAAGCUGUCAGCAACCUGGCUGGCAGCUAUGCAUAAGGCAACAAAACUUCUUUAUGAGUCCCGGGACCAGUAAGAAUGGCAAACUGUUGGCAAUUUGAGGGAAGAGACCAACCUCUAAGGACUUGCAUCUCACUUUUUGCUAAUUUGACAGCUGGUAACAUUUGCUGUUCUUGACCCUUUCUCAUUCCAGUGUGGUUCACGAUGUAAGAACUGGCAAAUGCAAUGUGAAUAACUUUUUGAACCAUGAGUAUUCACUAUAGUGUGCAAUAUGUAUACAAUUAAUGCUUUAAACAGCCUCACCUUUUAAGACUUUGUAUAUUUUGUUAAACGUUUAUUGGCACUUAAUAUGAAAUAUGAAAAUAAAACCUACACUACAGCUAAUGUACAGCACAACUUUUAUAGUAACAGUUAUGUAUCGUUUGCCACAAAAAGCAAACAAAUGUGUAUGUCUCUUCUGCAGAGAAUAACUUUUGGGUAUAGAUCUCAGGUUUUCCCCUCUAUCCAAAUGUUUAAAAUCAAUGUACAAUAAAAUCUGCCUUAGAUAUGAUUUUAUAGAAGUUACUUCUUGGCUUUCUAAACAUAUUUCACCAGAUACCACAAAAUUAGAAUUUCAUAAACAAGAUCUUGAAAAUUCCCUUCUGUAAUAAAUAGCCUUCUGAAUAAUGUUUAGUUUUGUAUUUUCUUUUUGGUAACUAGUUUUUGUUAAUCUAACUGUAA
This is a messenger RNA of Rhea pennata, 1419 nucleotides long. It is a transcript of the gene ZFYVE21, whose product is annotated as zinc finger FYVE-type containing 21. The transcript is spliced from 8 exons. The record is from RefSeq and is a predicted model, not a curated record. Lineage: Eukaryota; Metazoa; Chordata; Aves; Rheiformes; Rheidae. Gene Ontology annotation, molecular function: metal ion binding. The coding region runs from base 23 to 775 and encodes 250 amino acids.